UGCGGGAGGGGACGUCGGCCGCAGGCAGGGUCGGGGAACGGGGGGAGCCUGGUGGGGGCACUGGCAGCGGGAGGGGUCAGUCCCGCGCCAUGGCCGGGGUGGGCUUUGAGGAGUUCUCGGUGCCCCCGGGCUCGGAGCUGGCGCUGCCCCCGCUCUUCGGGGGGAACAUCCUGGAGAGCGAGCUGGAGACGGAGGUGGAGUUCGUGGACGGAGGGCUGAGCGGGGACAACCUGCAGGACGAGGAGGAGGAGGAGAGCCAGCAGCGGCAGCGCGAGCUGGGCCGCCGCAAGAUUCAGGCGCUGGGACGGCGCUGCAAGGAGAUCGAGCAGGUCAACGAGAGGGUGUUGAACCGACUCCACCACGUGCAGAAGAUCACGCGGCGGCUCAAGCAGGAGAGGAGAUUCCUUAUGAGGGUCCUGGAUUCCUACGGGGAUGACUAUAGACAGAGCCAGCUCACCAUUGUCCUAGAGGAUGAAGGCAGCCCCAGCACAGAAGCCCCCACCCCAGGCAAUACUGAGAACGAACCUCCAGAGAAGGAGACCCCCCGGCGCUUCCCUGGCCCCCCACCGGCUGGCCCAGAGCCCAAGAGCCCAUCCCAGGCGGAAACCCCCACUGGAAAGAAGCGUCGCCGGCACGGGCGUGAGGACAAGGAACAGAGGGGCAGGCGGCUGGCCCCUGCCCUCCUCCCCAUAGAUGACUUCCCUGCACAGCUCAAAGAAGAGGACGAGUUCCCCUGCGACCAGGAUGCCGUACUUACGUCCAGCUGGCCCCGGCCCCGGGACAAGCUCCUCCCUUACCCCAAGUUCUCCAGCCCCGGGGCCUGCGCUGAUUUUGACUGAACCCUCCUGAAACUGACCCGGCCCCUCGCUCCGGCCCUCAAAGGGUUAAACCAGGAGGGGUGCAGCCCUUCCCUGUGAACUAGAGGGUUAACCCCCUGUACACCAGUCCCCUGUGCUGCGGGACCGACAGCCAAGCAGGGACAGCGUGGGGAGCCCCCAGCUGGCUGGGAGAAGGUUUCCCAGGGUGGAUAAAACUCCUGCCGUAAUCUUUCAGGCUUAAAAGCCCUGCGGAGCAAGGCAGGUCACGUAACAGGGAAAUAAAGAGACGCUGGCCUGGGCCACAGUGAACAAAGACUGAGUGAACUCAGCUGUACUGAGUUAGAGCAGGGGGUGGGGAUGCCUGGGUUCUGUCCCUGGGAGGGCAGUGGGGUCCAGU
This is a messenger RNA of Malaclemys terrapin pileata, 1215 nucleotides long. It is a transcript of the gene TFPT, whose product is annotated as TCF3 fusion partner. Gene Ontology annotation, biological process: positive regulation of apoptotic process; apoptotic process; apoptotic signaling pathway. The record is from RefSeq and is a predicted model, not a curated record. The transcript has 6 exons. Gene Ontology annotation, molecular function: DNA binding. Bases 90 to 839 code for a protein of 249 amino acids. Lineage: Eukaryota; Metazoa; Chordata; Testudines; Emydidae. Gene Ontology annotation, cellular component: Ino80 complex.